This is a messenger RNA of Osmerus eperlanus (European smelt), 5368 nucleotides long. It is a transcript of the gene gabrg2, whose product is annotated as gamma-aminobutyric acid type A receptor subunit gamma2. The record is from RefSeq and is a predicted model, not a curated record. The transcript has 10 exons. The coding region runs from base 310 to 1743 and encodes 477 amino acids. Lineage: Eukaryota; Metazoa; Chordata; Actinopteri; Osmeriformes; Osmeridae. Gene Ontology annotation, cellular component: synapse; GABA-A receptor complex; dendrite membrane. Gene Ontology annotation, molecular function: GABA-A receptor activity; GABA-gated chloride ion channel activity; inhibitory extracellular ligand-gated monoatomic ion channel activity. Gene Ontology annotation, biological process: nervous system process; signal transduction; regulation of postsynaptic membrane potential.
AGCAACGUGCAUCAGUUCCUCUUUGACCCCAGAGUUAAUCUGCAUUCAGACUGGGCACCAAUGUAUUUGUCAAUUGCUGGAUUUUAUAUUAUUCGGGGGCUUCAGUGCCCAUUUAGUUUAAUUGGAUGAUAAAAUCUGAAAGUCGUUUUUGUCAGUAAUAGCGAUAUUGUGUCAUUUUCCUCAGUACCACCGCAGGUCUACAUUUUCCAAAGCGAAUGCUAACGGGACCCGCUAUGCUAUGUGCGUAUCGUAGGGAGGAUACAGAGUAAAUAGAGAGACACGUCCGUCUGCAAUAAAGAAGAAAAGAAGAUGGUGAUCACUGCUUCUCUAAAUUUAGCAUAUAUAUGCUCGACAGUGAUGGCGAAGCCUUCGUUCCCUGUUAAACUCUUUCUUUGGGUGUUUUUACUCGCCAAUCUCCCUACAAGCUCCUUCCAAACCGAAAACGAUGACGACGAGGUGGCGAACAAAACGUGGGUGUUGACUCCUAAAGUGUACGAGAGUGACGUCACCCACAUCCUAAACAGCCUACUGGACGGCUACGACAACAAACUGCGGCCAGACAUAGGCGUCAAACCGACAGUGAUCCACACAGACAUGUUUGUGAACAGCAUUGGGCCUGUAAAUGCCAUCAACAUGGAGUACACCAUUGACAUCUUCUUUGCGCAGACCUGGUAUGACCGGAGGUUGAAGUUCAACAGCACCAUGAAGGUGCUGCGCCUCAACAGCAACAUGGUGGGAAAGAUCUGGAUCCCAGACACGUUCUUCCGCAAUUCCAAGAAAGCAGACGCCCACUGGAUCACCACACCCAACCGCAUGCUGCGCAUCUGGAACGACGGACGGAUAUUGUACACACUGAGGUUGACUAUUGAUGCAGAGUGCCAGCUUAAACUGAACAACUUUCCAAUGGAUGAGCACUCCUGUCCCCUGGAGUUUUCAAGCUACGGCUAUCCCAAGGAGGAGAUCAUCUACAAGUGGAAGAGGAGCUCUGUGGAGGUCGGGGACAUCCGCUCCUGGAGGCUCUACCAGUUCUCCUUCGUCGGCCUGAGGAACACAUCUGAGGUUGUGAGGACCGUGUCAGGAGACUACGUGGUGCUGACGGUGUUCUUUGACCUGAGCAGGAGGAUGGGCUACUUCACCAUCCAGACCUACAUCCCCUGCACCCUCAUUGUUGUCCUCUCCUGGGUCUCCUUCUGGAUCAACAAGGACGCCGUGCCCGCUAGGACUUCCUUAGGCAUCACCACGGUGCUGACCAUGACCACCCUCAGUACCAUUGCCAGGAAGUCCCUGCCGAAGGUGUCCUACGUAACCGCCAUGGAUCUCUUUGUCUCCGUGUGUUUCAUCUUCGUCUUCGCCGCCCUGAUAGAGUACGGCACGCUGCAUUACUUUGUGAGCAACAGGAAGCCCAGCAAAAACAAGGACAAGAAGAAGAAAAACCCGCUCCUCCGGCUCUUUUCCUCAAAGCAGACCCCGACGGUGGACAUCCGUCCUCGCUCGGCCACGGCCAUCCAGAUGAACAACGCCACGCACAUGCAGGAGGGCGACGAGGAGUACGGCUACGAAUGCCUGGACGGCAAGGACUGCACCAGCUUCUUCUGCUGUUUCGAGGACUGCCGUUCCGGGGCAUGGCGACACGGGCGGUUGCACAUCCGCGUGGCCAAGAUAGACUCGUACGCACGCAUCUUCUUCCCCACCGCGUUCGGUCUCUUCAACCUGGUAUACUGGGUCUCCUAUCUCUAUCUUUAGGUCCAGGGGUGUAGCCAGCCUUAGAACAUACCAUACAUACACUUUGCUCCAGCAAGACAGUUCAUGAGAAAGGGGGGGGGCCCACUGAGUUUUUGUCCGUUCUUUCUUUGAUUUUUGAUAUCAUCGUUUAGUUACUAUGUUUUCUCUGAAUCAUCUGUUCCUGGGGAUGAAGCAAAAGUUGUAGCAAAACCAACCAAGGCAUGAUGGGGUCUGGAGUUUGAUAGUGUAAAACAUAAUUCUGCUUGGGGUAAGCAAGACUCUGAGUUCAGUUUUUCUGCAUGACUGUAGUUCCCAGAUUCCUUAUGCAUUGUCAUGGUUUCUUCAAUUCACCAAGAUAUUAUAAUUUGUCCACUUCGAACCUUCAUUGCUUAGGUUUUGUUUUUGUAUUACAUUUUUUGCAUGGAAAGUGACUUCAUUCCUAAAGCUCUGAAAACAGGUGUUUUCUGAGGAUGCGUGUGCUGAUUGGAUGAGAAAUGGUCACUUCCGGAUUUUUCUUUAUCUUUUGUUCCCAUAUUUGACAGUACUAGUUAUUGCUCUCAAUUCUAAUUUAUGGCUGUAUUAUGUUAACCCAUUACAAACCAGGAUAGAACAUGACAAAAAAUCGAAUGCACUUUAACAGAUAUAUUUUAAACAGUAAAUAUGAUUUUUGACGUUUACUCAUUAAGUUUGCUUCAACUAUAUGAUUAGCACACUUAAAAAUAAUUAUAUUUCACGUGUGGUCAGAGAGAUGGAAAGUUUGGUUUAUGUUUAAUGGUCAACUGUACAAACGUUGUAUAUAUUUUACUAUUAUGUAGUGGUUUAUAUUUAUUGCAUGCACCAUUCAGGCCAAAAAUUGACCAAUGUGUUAAGGUCUUCUACCGUUGGCUAUGGAUACAAAAUGAGCACUGUUGGUCAUGACUCCAGAUUAAAUUGUAAAUUUUUUAGGGAAAGUAGAAAAUGAGAUGAUCCAAAUGCUCUCAGCUUUUGUCUUAUAAAGUUGAGCAUUAUCUCUACAUAUGUAUGUGAGAUGAUAGUUCCCACACUUUUACAUAGUUUCAUUUUAAUGAAUAUUAUGAUCUAAUAGACUGCACUGAGAACAUCAGAUUUUUUUUAAACCAUCUUGCUAUAUUGGCAACCAUCUCCACAAGGCACAACAGAUGUUCAGAUUUUUAGUACUGAUGGCAUGGGGAAAAUACCAACAUUGUUUUUUGUUUGUUUGUAACAGCUAUCCGUCCCCCUGUUUAAUUUGAUCAAAGGGAUUUUUUUUAUCAAAUAGAUUAGUAAAACAUAAUUGCUUGUUUCUCUCACCUAACCUAUUUGCCCCCAGUAGAAGAGGACACACAGUCCAGUCGUUAUAUCGAUGCCUAUAUAAUUUAGGCUUUCGUGGAUGUCAAAUGUAACCCAGGAUCAAUUAGACCGUCAUGGUCAUCCUUACAUCAUCAAAAAACGGCAACCUUUUCACACACUUCCUUUCUCCCGCGUUAGUAAUCCAUCUACAACAGGAAUAUUGAUGCACUCGGCCUCGUCAGUGAGAUGAAAGCAUCUGCUUGUAACCAGACCAGAUGCACAAGCCUUACUUCUUAGAGAAUCACUGUGGAAACGGAAGUGAUCUGAUCAGGAAAGGGGUCCAGGCUCCAAGUUUAAGAAUCUUGCUUUGCAUUUGAUAUGCAUCAUUGCAAUAUAGUUAUAUCUUCAACAAUUUGAAUGUCAACGUAAAGUACAGUGCAGACCAAACUACAGCCUCCUACUCAAAACGUAAUUAAGGAGAUGUAAAACAUGCACCAAGACUAUAUUAUGUACAUAUAUCACAAAUGAAAAGCAGCAGGUAUACAUUUCAUGAUAGUUUAAGACACAUAAUGGUCAAUAAUUAUAAUUUCACAUUUCAUGUGGGAUAUUGUUUGUUUUUCUAAUAAGUAUUUCCCUGGUUAGGAGGAUCCUAAGAACAAGAGAUGGAGAAUGUCUUGUGUGAGCAAACUGAUAAACACUUUUGUUCAACGUGUAGUGAGUAUGUUUAUCUUGUUAAUCUUGUGUUUACUAUGUUGUGGUCUACAUACAGUAGUAUCUUAUGGCCUAUUCAACUCGUUGAUUGAAUGAAUGGCUACAAAAGUAGGUAGCAGAAAGUACCUGCAAAGCCUUUAGUGACACAUUACUUUCAGAGAUCCUACUGUGAUGUUAAGCUAGCUGUACCUGAGACACUGAACAGAUCGGCUCAUCUGAGUGAAUUUGCCAUCCUCAAUGCAUCUGGUGUUUCUUAUAGGGUUGAAAGAGUGAGGCCAGCAACCUGAAAUGUGCCAGGCCAUGGUCAGUGUUGACAGUGAGUCAUAUUCAGGUCUCUUAGCUCUGUGAGCUGCAGUACCUUAGCUAAAGCUCAUUUCCUAUGUUGUAUUCAGUUGUACUCUUAAUUGUAUUCUAUUUAUGGCUUAUGUCGAAAAGCUGUCGCUCGGUACCUAGUCUUGUCUUAAGUGUGUAUGUAUUUAUAUUACAUGUAUUUUGUAUUCAUUUAGGUAUUUAUUUAUUUGUUAAUUUAUUCUUUUCUAGAACCUUGGGAAAUACAUGGGUCGAUAGUUUAUUGGUUUGCAUUACUGUAUAGUAGUGUAGGAGAAUGUACGGUGUGGAAAAUAACUUUAAGUGCCAAACUUAACACACGUUUGAAUACAGCAUAUCCUUUUGGAGACAAGUUAGGUGUUCUUUAUGUAUUUCUAUUUAAUUUAUUGUUUGGGUGGUGAUGGAAGUUAAUAGAGGAAAGGUACUUUGUGAGCAUACAGUCUCCAACUAUUCAAGCACUCAUCACACAGAUAAAUCAUCUGAAUAUAUAUGUAACAUGCAGAUAAAUAUCAAAGCACAGGUUCACUACCUUAACCAGUGAAGAAUGAAUAGGCAUAUCCAUAGGCAUAUCUAAGUAUCAUUAUGUGUUUUGUCGAGCACAGUAUGGUGAUUAAACUAAAUUUUAACUUGGUUUAUAAAGCCCCAACAACAACCAGUCAUCCAAGCUAGAACGCCCAUUCAGUAUUAUUGAUUGUGUUGGAUUUACAUCAGAUUUACAUUAUUAAUGUCUCUUUACCUGGUUUUCAUGAAGAUGCAAACAUUGUAUAUUCCCUAGAAUUGAAACAUACAUGUCAUGUCACACGACACACAUGUCACACACACGUCAUACGUGAUGGCCUACUGAUAGAACCUAGAGCUCACAGAGAGUUCUGGAACGUUAGGAUGGUGUUGGUAAUCCCAAUGUCUUGGUUUGAUUUUUAUUAAUUUUACUUGGUCCCUGCUUUUGCCCAUAGCUGCAUCUUGUGCACUUCAUCCAGUUUUAGAUUUCAUUAUUUUACUUGGAGGGAAAUACAAAAUAAGUACUAUGUGAAGAGCACAUGUAAAUAAUUUCUAUUGUUAUAUAUUUUGUCAGGCUGGAGAAAAAAGACAAUAUAUCACACCGUCAUUGCAGUACUGGGUAACAGGCAUCCAAAAGAAAAAUACAUCCAAUCUGAACUCCAUUAUAAUGUUAAUUGUUUGCCAUCUAUGUAUAUUUCUUGAGUAUUGUACAAAAGGGACACUGUUAGGGUCUGCAUAAUAUACUAUAUGUACUGAAAAAAUAUCCUUUUCAUGAGGGAAUUGCACACAGCUGUGGAAUUUUACAAUAAAAUGAUUGCAUUCA